GGACUACUCAAACGUCUGGAGUUCUGCAAAAAUAAUUCUCCUCACAUCUACAGCUCGCGCACUCCUUUGUAGGCUAGUUAGUAUUCUUUUUAUAUUGAUCUCAAGUUCUAGUUCUACGUAGGCCAACAACAGUCUUUAGAAAGUAUGAUUGGAAAAAUGAUUCAGCAGGCAAAGAAACACCCUGGACUCAUUCCCCAGUUCUUCUUCAUCGUGUUGGGGAUGGGCGGAGCCUCCCUCUACCUGGUUCGUCUCGCCCGCGGUCCGUACGUCAGCUGGAACAAGAAUGAUAACCCUGAGCCCUGGAAUAAGCUGAGCCCGACCUAUCAGUACAAGUUUGUGGCCAUCGACACCGACUACAAGAACCUGAAGAAGGAGGGCCCUGACUACUGAGGCUCACCGCGGUCUGAGCCACGCCCCCACAGGCCACGCCCCCUCAGGCCACGCCCAGCACGCCUCUCUCUAAACUCUGUAGCUUCUCGGUUUCUCUGCUUCUCGCGUGCGACGGGUGUCACGGAGUGGCGGGACAGGAAGACCGAACGAAGGUUCGGAUCAGACCCCCGCUGCCGAAACCUGAGCACCCUUUUCAAAGCUCUGUGUCACCUGAGCACCACACAGGUGAGCUCUCACCUGGCCAGAGUCCGCUCAGCCCAAACCCCAAAUAAAAACAAGUGGAAAGGCCAUAUUAACUGGAGAUCAGGAGUCGGGCUGGGGAGUACUGUGGGAUUGUACAUCGUUAUACGUAAGUGUUAGAGGCACUUGAUAGAGACAGAUUUUAAUGGCGAAACUAUAAGAAUGUGCAGGUGUCUCUGUGCAGGUGGCUGAACAGGUGAGCUUUCCUGCCUCAGUAACAGCACACACACACGCACACACACACACACACACACACACGUACAUACAAGCACACACACCCACACGCACACACACACACACACACACACACGUACAUGCGAGCACACACACACACACAGUCUCACAGACAGUCAGACCCUGUCACAGUUGUUAUAGAUCUGCAGAUGGGAACUGUUCCAUGUCUCUGAGCGUGUGUUGGGUUCUCCCAUUCAGACAUUAGCCAUGUCAGCUGCUACUGUCUUUCUGUUUGCCCAAUGUGGAGGGGGGGGGGUGGGGGGCGAAGUCUCUGCAAGCGCAAUCUGCCACUUUCCUCAUUUAACUGUGUCUCCAUGGUAAUCCACUACAUCUUCAUAAUAAAAAUAUGUACAUAUG
This is a messenger RNA of Anguilla rostrata (American eel), 1221 nucleotides long. Its product is annotated as NADH dehydrogenase [ubiquinone] 1 alpha subcomplex subunit 4-like 2. The record is from RefSeq and is a predicted model, not a curated record. The transcript has 4 exons. Bases 145 to 390 code for a protein of 81 amino acids. Lineage: Eukaryota; Metazoa; Chordata; Actinopteri; Anguilliformes; Anguillidae.